Molecule: messenger RNA, 1079 nt
Organism: Volvox carteri f. nagariensis
Lineage: Eukaryota; Viridiplantae; Chlorophyta; Chlorophyceae; Chlamydomonadales; Volvocaceae
Exons: 4
Coding region: 44-577 (177 amino acids)
Biological process (GO): RNA polymerase II preinitiation complex assembly; transcription initiation at RNA polymerase II promoter
Cellular component (GO): transcription factor TFIID complex
Molecular function (GO): RNA polymerase II general transcription initiation factor activity
Source: RefSeq, a predicted model, not a curated record
CACAAGUAUGAUCGUUGUAUAAAUUUAGCGUAAUAUUUUCGGGAUGGCUGAGGGUGCGGGCACGGAAGAGCAAUUCGUCCUGCGUGUGUUGGACGAGGCGCUGGCCGACAAGUUGCACAGGAUGCUACGGGAGGAGAUUACCGCACAUGGCCACAUAGAGCUGAAUUUCUCAGACAACAACCAGGACGGCGUGCUAACCGUCGACGGCAUGCCGUACCCCGUCAAACUGCUCAAUCUGCCUACCGUCGUGGAGGCGUACAAAACGUACGAUGAUGUGAACAUGGUGAAAAUCAACGAUGUGGGACAGCUGCUGCUGGUAGGGCCCCCGGGCAGCAGUCUCCCUGAAGGGCCCGAGAGUGCGGACGGCGUCACACCCCCCAUGCGCAAUGCCCGACAGCGGCACUUCAAGACGCUGCCCAAGGUGGACCCCGCGGAGGUGACGGCGGCGGAGCGGGACCUGCUGGCGCUACUGAGUGGCUUCGCACCCGGGGGCAUGACCAUCACGGACGUGGAGGAGGAGUUUGCGGUGGAUGAGGAGACAGGGACGGGGUCUUGGAGGCCGCUCAAGAGCAAAUAGUAGGCGGGCGGGCCCCCAAGAUAAUGAAUAGGAGCACAGUUAUGGAAACGGGAAGCACGGUGGCGGAGACAGCGGCGAUGGAGGAGGAGGAGGAGGGGCGGCUAGCUGUGUGGCCGGUGUGCGUACGUAUGUGUGCACUAAAGAACUGGGAUUUAGGAAGGAUUGUGUGUGUGUGUGUGUGUGUGUGCUCGUGUGUGUGUGUCUCUGCUUAUGUGGUUUUCGUAAGUCUCAGUGCAACGGGUAUUGGGUCGGAUAUUGCAGCUUUGGAUGCUUGGACGUUGUACGGCGCAGUAUGGUUCAGUUGCGGACCGGCCGAUGUACUGUGUAUGUAUGUAUGUAUGUAUGUGCGCAAGCGCAUUAGUUAGAUAGGGUAGUGGUGUUGGUAGUCUUGAAGGUCAUGGACAGUACCGAAAUGGCACUAGAGACCGGACAAGCAAGUCCAUGUGUUCGAGGGGCGGGCCGCAGGAAGAACGGGGAAGGAGGAAGAGGGCGUGGGUACAAC